This is a messenger RNA of Mangifera indica (mango), 2525 nucleotides long. RefSeq names its product probable protein phosphatase 2C 10. The coding region runs from base 919 to 1542 and encodes 207 amino acids. Gene Ontology annotation, biological process: protein dephosphorylation. Gene Ontology annotation, cellular component: nucleus; cytosol. The transcript is spliced from 6 exons. NCBI's taxonomy places the organism in Eukaryota, Viridiplantae, Streptophyta, Magnoliopsida, Sapindales, Anacardiaceae. The record is from RefSeq and is a predicted model, not a curated record. Gene Ontology annotation, molecular function: protein serine/threonine phosphatase activity.
GGUUCUGCAUAUCAUCAUAGUUAACUCAAAUCUCUCGAUUCCUUCUCUCUCAACACGCAAUCGUUUUCUUUAUAUAUUUUCUCUACUUACAAAAGGUUUCAUCUGUUCUCUUUCUCUCUCCUUUCCUGACUUCUAUCUUUAUCAUCAUUUCUUUAUUCGUUUGCUUGCACAAACUAAUCAAAACAAUAAAGACAAGAAGAACAAACGCCAAAACCCCACCAAACAACGGGUAGAAGAAGAAUAAGCUAAAGUUCAUUUUGAACUUUUAUUUGACCAACAAGAGAUUGUGAAUUUUGGGAGCUGGGUUUGGAUGUGGAAAUAGUAGUUGAACGUGCUCUAAAAAUUUUAUUCUAUGGGUAGGUUAUGCUGUUUUAAUUCUUCCUACUCCAAGGGAUUCGGAAACCUCUGGUUGGCUACAAAUUCCAUUGCUGGAUUUAAUUGAGAGGAAAUUAUCACCUCUUUUGCUUGUCCAGGGAAUUUGAUCAUUCAUAUGUUGUGUAAGGCGUUGGAUGGGAAAGGAGUUGGGUGAACCUUUGUUUAUUAUUAUGAUGAUUGAAUGACUUUCAGCUUUUUGAUGUUCAGAGGUCGAAGUAGCUGUGUUAUAAUCAUUAUAUUAAUUUAAGAGAAUCCCUCGGUUAAUUUAGGUGAACCUACAGAAUGUUUCCAGCCAGCAAAAUCCAUUAGUUAAUGGUGAGUGUAAACAAUCUAUAGGAGUGGUGUCCACAAUCUUAUAUUUUUCUUUUAUUUUUUUCUGCCCAAACUUUCUCCAGUCUUCCCAGAAUAGUGGCAGCAAAGUCCGGCCUUUAAGAAACAUAGAGACUUGUGGGAGGACGCUCGUCGUCUGCUGGUAAGGGAAGAAACCAUGAAGAUUUAAUCAAGUUUGGUUUCAACUUAGUAAAAGGAAAAGCUAAUCACCCUAUGGAGGAUUAUCAUGUUGCAAAGUUCAUGCAGAGUCAAGGACAUGAAUUGGGGCUGUUUGCAAUUUAUGAUGGCCAUCUGGGUGAAAGUGUGCCUGCCUACCUACAGAGGAAUCUGUUUUCUAAUAUCCUAAAGGAGGAAGAGUUUUGGGCUGACCCCCGUAGAUCUAUCUCUAAAGCCUAUGAGAAGACAGACCAAGCAAUUCUUUUACAGAGUUCUGUCUUGGGGCGGGGUGGAUCCACUGCUGUAACUGCAAUUUUGAUAAAUGGUCAAAGGUUAUGGGUAGCCAAUGUUGGAGAUUCUCGAGCUGUUCUAUCAAGUGGAGGCCAGGCAGUACAGAUGACUACAGACCAUGAGCCCAACACUGAACGAGGCAUCAUUGAGAAUAAGGGUGGCUUUGUUUCAAACAUGCCAGGAGAUGUCCCAAGAGUUAAUGGGCAGCUGGCAGUUUCUCGUGCCUUUGGAGACAAGAGCCUCAAAUCACAUUUGCGAUCAGAUCCCGACAUACAAGACAUCACUAUAGACGUCUGUACUGACAUUCUAAUCCUUGCAAGUGAUGGUCUUUGGAAGGUAAACUUGUUUAUGUCAACUUACUUUUCCUUCCUUGUGUCAAUGAAACUGUAGUGUAGUUGAUGCUUGCAUUGUGAAUAAUAAUUCUAAGUUAUUUUUCCUUAUUUUAUGUGAUAAUCCCGGUGAUGAGUAAUCAAGGGGCUGUUGAUAUUGCAAGAAAGAUCAGAGACCCCCGGAAGGCAGCCAAACAAUUAACAGCUGAAGCAUUGAAAAGAGACAGUAAAGAUGACAUAUCUUGUGUCGUCAUUAGAUUUAGGUGAUUAAAUCUUUGAAACCAUAUUCCUGCUAAAUGCAGUAUAUACCCGAAAUAAAAGUUUCUUGACAGAGGAUGCCAAAUUGUGAGUAGACAAACCCUGAAAAAAAACCCACAACCAGUAUGGUUUAAUCCGUAGAUAUCUGCAGAGAUGGAAUUUGCUAGAGGAAUGAGUUUAAAAAAAAAUAAAGGUUCCCAUCUGUAUAUUCAUUUUAUUGAUUAGGUUUGGAGUUUGAUAUUGUUUGAUUUAUUCGUUAUGGUGAAUUAGGAAUCUGAUGUAUAUUAUCUUUCGGUUUGCACAAAAAACACCAGAGUCUUUAAGUGGAUGGAAGAAAGUGGUUUUGAUUGUCAUUGGAGCAAAACUUUUGAUAGUGUAGUUCAUUUCAGCUCAAAUCCCAUUAAGGGAUGGGCUGCUUUCUUUUGUUUUCUGUUUGAAGGUUGAUCAGUUCCUACGUGAUGUUCACAUGAUGUUGGGAGGCAUUCUCAUUUUUCAUCAGGUGAAAAAAGUCCAAAUCGAACUAAUUAGCCCAACCAUGUGAUGCCUUUCACUUUCACUUGUCAAUUGUGGAACCACUCAUUCAUAGCUCUAGUGUAUUUUCAUUAUUUGAGCAAAACUCUUGACUUUGUUGAGCUAUCAAAUUUGAAUUUAGUAUUUAAACACUACCGUCUUAAUAUUCAACAACCCCAUUGUUGAGGGUGAGACCUUUUAAAGUUUGUAGGAUUUGACUGGGAUGUUGGUUUGUAUAAAGCAUUACAGUUUCAAUAAAAUUAUGUGUAUAAAUAA